AUGGCGCGCGGAAUAGUGGAGGCGGAAGACAGCGGGGGGAAGGUAGAGGGGAGUGGGGGGGAGAUGGCGGUGGCGGAGGAGGAGUGGGGGGAGCUGUGGAAGGGGUGUGGCGGAGGGGAGGGCGGGGAAGUGGGGGGAGAGACAGAGGAGAUGGACUGGGCGGGGAAUGGAUGGUUGGCAGAUACUCAGAUUGUGGGGGAGGACGAGACGCAGGUGUAUGGUUAUGGUGGGAGUUGGAGCCCUAGUAAGUGUGGGAAUGAUAAGGAAAAAGAAAAGGGGAAUGAUUCGAGUUUGGUUGUUGCUGGGGGGGGACCAGGGAAGGUGACAGAGAAAGGGUUAGAGAGGAAAGGAGAACAGGCGGAGGGUGGGCUGGGGGAAAGAGUAGAGCAGGGACGGGAGGAGGAGAGGCAAGAGGAGGAGAGGCGAGAAGCGGAGAGGCGAGAAGCAGGGAAGAAGCAAGAGGAGGGGGGACGGAGAGAGGAGGUGGAAGUGGAAGGGGUGGAGCAGAGGAGAGGAGAGGAGGAGGAGACAGAUAAGGGGGUGACCCGAGAAAAGGGUGGGAAGCAAGGAGAGGAGGGGCCGGAAGAGGAGGAGGAAUCGCCUGUGAGUUUCAAAGGCAGAGGAGAGGACACGCAGGUGGACGCGCUCGGUAUAGUCACACGCCUGCUGGGCUCCGACAGCCAGCACAGCAGCGACGUGCUUCUAAAGGGCGGUGCUCUUAGCGGGCUGCUGUUGGGGGGAGUGGGUGGAGGCAUGGGGGGAGUGGCUGGGGGCGACAAGGGGGGUGACAGCAAGGGCAGUGGGGCAGGAGGUACGAGCAAGGGAAGGGAGGUACCUAGCUGGGCUAACUGGCUCAAGCCCGUGGGGAAGGCAGGAGGGACGGUGGCUGAAGGUCAACUCGUUGCUCCUAGUGUGCAGCAGCCAUUGAAGGCUGUGUUGAGGGACGAUGGGGUGGAUCCGUAUGCGCUGCCUUAUAGUGAGGACCCGGAGGAGGAAGUGAAGUGUGGAGGGGGAGAUGGGGUGGAUGAAGAGGAAGAGGAGAAGGAGGAGGAGGAGGAAGAGGAUGCUCGGAAAGGGAAGGGGAAGAGGACGCGCGGAGGGGCAAAGGGUAAGGGGAGAGGAAGAGGAAGAGGGAGAGGGGGGAGAGGAGGGGGAAAGACAAGGGGGAGAGGCAAAGGGACGAGAGGGGCAGGUAGCGGUGAGGGUAUGGAAGAGGAGAAAGAGGAGGAGCAAGAAGAGGCUUAUGGGAUGGAGGUGGUGCAGCAGGAGGGCAGAACGGGCAAGAAGGGCAGGUCAGGGAGUGGUGGGCGUGGUUCAGGUGCUGCAGGGCGUGGGGGGAAGAGAGGGAGAGGGGCAGGGAAAGAUGAAGAGGAGGAAGAGGAGGAGGAGGAAGAGGAGGAGGAAGAAGAGACGGUUGUCGAAGUCUUGGAGGGCAGGAGAGGGCCUCCUGUGGAAAGCCAGGAAGGAGGACCGCUGAACACGAGCUUGGGUCUGGGCGAAGCAGCUGGUGUUGGAAAUGCGGAUCUGAGCGAACCAGUUUCUGUGGGAGCAACAGGCGGGCAGGUGCAGGGAGCAGAAGACGCGGAUGGGAUGCCAUUUGAUUCCCAGGCGGUCUGGAUGGACUCGCAAGCGGUUGAGAUGGGUGCGGGGGGGAGCCUGGGCGUGCAGGUGAGCUUGGGGGAGGUGUUAACUGCGGACCUGGAGAUGUCCCAACGGUGGACGGAAGGGGGAGAGGGCGGGGGAAGGGGCGAGGAGGGUGAGAGGGGGGGUGAGUGGGUGGAUGAGAAGGGGGGUGGGGAUGAAAGGAAGGUUGAUGGGGAUGAGCGCAGACGUGGAAAGGAGGGCAAGGAUGGUGGGGAGGGGGAAAAGGAUGGUGGGGAGGGGGAAAAUGAUGGUGGGGAGGGGGAAAAGGAUGGUGGGGAGGGGGAAAAGGAUUUCAGGGAGGGUGAAAAGGAUAGGGAGGGUGAAAAGGAUGGUGGGGAGGGGGAAAAGGAUGGUGGGGAGGGGGAAAAGGAUGAUGGGGAGGUGGAAAAGGAUUGUGGGGAGGGGAAAAAGGAUGAUGGGGAGGUGGAAAAGGAUUGUGGGGAGGGGGAAAAGGAUUGUGGGGAGGGGAAAAAGGAUGAUGGGGAGGUGGAAAAGGAUUGUGGGGAGGGGGAAAAGGAUUGUGGGGAGGGGAAAAAGGAUGAUGGGGAGGUGGAAAAGGAUUGUGGGGAGGGGGAAAAGGAUUGUGGGGAGGGGGAAAAGGAUUGUGGGGAGGGGGAAAAGGAUUGUGGGGAGGGGGAAAAGGAUUGUGGGGAGGGGAAAAAGGAUUGUGGGGAGGGGGAAAAGGAUUGUGGGGAGGGGAAAAAGGAUUGUGGGGAGGGGGAAAAGGAUGGUGAAGAGAGGGGCAAGGGUGGUGGGGCGAGGGGCAAGGUGAGUGGGAAGUCGGAUGCAGGUUUGGCUUCAGUGGAAAGCGGGGAAGGUGAUGGAGUGAAUAAGGACGGGCGGAGGGAGGAAGGGGCAACGGUGAAAGGGAGGUGA
This is a messenger RNA of Closterium sp. Yama58-4, 2520 nucleotides long. NCBI's taxonomy places the organism in Eukaryota, Viridiplantae, Streptophyta, Zygnematophyceae, Desmidiales, Closteriaceae. The record is from the annotation of a GenBank genome assembly.